AUGGCACACCGAAAUUUUUUUGAAGCUGUUGAUCGGUCAUUAAGAGAUAUAUUACGUUUUUCUAACUCAAAUAGUGGGGAGACACCUUUUGGAGGAAAAACAAUUGUUCUUGGUGGUGAUUUCCGACAAAUCUUACCAGUGGUAUCUAAAGGACAAAGAGAACAAAUAGUUGAGGCAUCAAUUAACAAGUCUUCAUUAUGGAACAGUUGCAACGUUUUCAUUCUAACAAUAAUUAUGAGGUUGACACAAAACCCAGGUGAUAUUGCAGCAAGGGAAUUUGCUAAAUGGAUAUUGAAAAUUGGUGAUGGUGAACUUAGUAAUAAUGAUUGUGAAGCAUUGGUUAAAAUACUACAUGAUUUACUAAUUCAACCUGGUGUUCAUCCUUUCAACGAUAUUGUAAAUGCUACCUAUCCUAACUUCAAUACAAAAUUCAACGAUUCCAAGUAUUUAGAAGAGAGAGCAAUUUUAGCUCCAACAAAUGAAGUAGUUGAAGACAUAAAUGGUUACAUGAUUGAUCUUUUUAAUGUUGAUGAAGAGACAUAUAUUAGUGAAGAUUCAUUAUGUAAAGCUUCAAGCAACAUUCUAGACCAAAAUGUCAUGUAUCCAAUAGAGUUCCUCAAUUCAUUGAAGUUCCUUGAGACAACAAACUUGACAGAGCACCCAACUCAGGGCCAGCAAGAACUGGUCUCAAUCUAUCAGAAACCACAACUGCUUGGGUAUUCUUUGCUUAGGGAUGCCCAGUACAAGAAAGGACUUACCAAUGCUUUGGUCAUUCAGUUGACUCCUUGCUUCCAGUUUGUACUUGCUAUCAUGCUAGCAAAACAGGGGUUUCAACCGAUUUUACCUAUUAUUGGAUUUGAACCAAUGACUUACUGCUUACUAUUCAAGGGGGGGCGGAGCACUAAGAAAGAGGAAGCGUUAUCACUAUUCGAAAUGGUGCAACAGCUAGCAUGCUAA
This is a messenger RNA of Quercus lobata, 957 nucleotides long. RefSeq lists its product as uncharacterized. NCBI's taxonomy places the organism in Eukaryota, Viridiplantae, Streptophyta, Magnoliopsida, Fagales, Fagaceae. The record is from RefSeq and is a predicted model, not a curated record. The coding region runs from base 1 to 957 and encodes 318 amino acids. Gene Ontology annotation, molecular function: DNA helicase activity. The transcript has 3 exons. Gene Ontology annotation, biological process: telomere maintenance; DNA repair.